UUUUAAAUUCAUUUUUAAAUGACGAAAACGAUUAGAUGGGAAGCUCUGGACCUUUCGCGAUUGGAGGAGCUGCCCGUGGUGGCGGUGCAUUUUGGACGCUUCUGUUGAGACCUCCUCCACUUCCUCCUCCACUCUCCUCUCGCCGGCGAUCUUUUGACCUUCUUUUUUCCGGUCACGAUCUUCCUCUCUUUUGUUAGCUGGAUGGUGACCACUGAUUACAUGACCGUCAACGGCAAUGCUUUUAGCAAGAUGGCAGACGAUUACAUCAGGAGGCACCAUGUGCACGACGUCAAAGACCACCAGUGUAGCUCCUCUCUCGUUAAACACGUAAAAGCUCCAGUUCAUCUUGUGUGGUCACUGGUUAGAAGAUUUGAUCAACCGCAGAGGUAUAAGCCGUUUGUUAGCAGGUGCAUUGUGCAGGGAGACCUUCAGAUUGGAAGUGUUAGGGAGGUGAAUGUUAAGUCAGGACUUCCAGCUACCACUAGCACUGAACGAUUGGAGGUACUAGAUGAUGAGGAGCAUAUAUUUAGGAUGACCAUUGUUGGGGGAGAUCAUCGGCUUAAGAACUACUCUUCCAUCAUUACUGUCCAUUCAGAGGUCAUUGAUGGGAGACCUGGGACGAUGGUCAUCGAGUCAUUUGUUGUUGAUGUGCCGGAUGGGAACACCAAGGACGAAACAUGUUACUUUGUUGAGGCUCUAAUCAAAUGCAACCUGAAGUCACUGGCUGAUGUGUCGGAGCGUUUGGCCGUGCAAGACCGAACUGAGCUCAUAGACAGAGUCUGAUGUAUGUGGGGCAGACUUCUAGUGCAAUGGUUUCUGUCUAUGCAAGUGGAAAAUGUAAGGUUUCUGGUGUCAGAAGCAGAUGGAGAGUUUUGCAUCCUAGAGGCAAAGUCAUCUUUACUUUUUCUUGAUACUUUAUGUUACUCCCUUCCAUUAUUUGGAUAUGUUGUCUAUAGUAACUGACAGUUAAGUUCAUCGAUGGUCACAUGUUUCCUAAAUGCAACAAGAAAUUCAAUUCUCUUUGUUAUUUA
Manihot esculenta (cassava) is the source of this 1031-nucleotide messenger RNA. RefSeq names its product abscisic acid receptor PYL8. Gene Ontology annotation, molecular function: protein phosphatase inhibitor activity; signaling receptor activity; abscisic acid binding. Gene Ontology annotation, biological process: abscisic acid-activated signaling pathway. The record is from RefSeq and is a predicted model, not a curated record. The coding region runs from base 202 to 783 and encodes 193 amino acids. Gene Ontology annotation, cellular component: nucleus; cytoplasm. NCBI's taxonomy places the organism in Eukaryota, Viridiplantae, Streptophyta, Magnoliopsida, Malpighiales, Euphorbiaceae. The transcript is spliced from 3 exons.